Cladophialophora immunda is the source of this 1423-nucleotide messenger RNA. RefSeq lists its product as uncharacterized. The record is from RefSeq and is a predicted model, not a curated record. The transcript has a single exon. Gene Ontology annotation, molecular function: oxidoreductase activity. Bases 246 to 1379 code for a protein of 377 amino acids. NCBI's taxonomy places the organism in Eukaryota, Fungi, Ascomycota, Eurotiomycetes, Chaetothyriales, Herpotrichiellaceae.
CAAGUCUCUCCCUGUCUCGCUCUCUCUCUCUUGCCUUUCUCGUCUUAUCACAAACAUACAUCCAGACCCCCGACAGGCGCCUCGCCGCGUAUAUUCUCGUGUCUUACUCAUGUUGUAGGUAUAAAGCAUCCAACCUCACCCCUCUCUCACCAAGGUAAUUCGUUCCAUCUCUAUCUUUGUCCUCGUGCUCUUCUCUCUGCCCAUAUCUUCUUGCCGUGUAUAAUUGGAUCCUCACUGCCUUCACCAUGUCCACCACAACUACCACCACCACCCUCACCCAAGUCCUCUCCUCUGACCCCCCGGCUUCCGAGCCUCAGUACUAUGGAAAGCUGCGCUACAUCCCUCAGGGCCAGACACCCACUCCGUCUCCUCACAACUUCCAUCUCCCUGCCAUGGCCGAGUUCGGUGACGUCCGGCUCCAACCUCUCAUCGACAUGCGCCCGGUCCCCACCAUCGCCGAACUGCCCAAGGCAAAAGAAGGCGCCGCCCAGCUCGACACCCACGGCUUCACCGCCAUCCGUCACCCAACCACCAUGAACGCUGCCCCUUACACCCGCGCGAGCUGGAAUGACCCCAACCUGCUCAAGCAACUCUACGUGCCCGAGACGGAGGAGAUGGUCAAACAAGUCACGGGCGCGAAGACCGUCAUCACCGAGGCUCUGCUGCUCCGCAGCGCCAUCUGGUCCGAAGCAGAUGCUCUCGCCACACACGCCGGCCAUGGGGACCAAAAGGAAGAACAGCUGCCGCAAGAGAAGUCUCAGGAAGAGAAGGAUCUCGAGCUUGGGUUCCCCCAGUUCAUCGGUUUCUCCAAGCAACACGGCGGCGCCAGUCCCGCCCCGAAGGUCCACCUGGACUACGCACCCAACGGGGCGCGGACGCAUCUGAGGAAGUACCACCCCACCAUGACGGCCACCGCGCAGCCCAUCAUCGACGCCGAGGAGAAGCUGCUCGCGCAGGGCAAGUCGCUGAGAGAAGACUACGCCGAGUCCGGCCUCGGCCCUCGCUGGGCGCUGUACUCGAUCUGGCGGCCCUUGAAGCGCGUGCGCCGUGACCCCCUCGCCCUGGGCGACGCGCGCACCUUCCUCGAGAGCGACUACGUCCCCGUGAUUGUGAAGACGCCCAACCUCGGCAUCUCCCCCGACUCGAAGGACACUCACGACACCGAGUCGUACCUCGCGCGCUGGUCCUCGGGCCAGAAGUGGUACUUUAUCAGCCAGCAGGAGCCCGAGGAGGUGUUGGUCAUCGGCCUCUUUGACAGCAAUCGCGACAAGGAGACCGUCGCCGCCGGCGGCACCUUGCACUCCAGCGUGGAUCUGCCGGGGACCGAGGAUGAAGAGCCCAGGGAGAGUUUGGAGCUCCGAUGUUUGGCUAUCUGGUAAAGGCAUGCGGUAAGGUAUGGAAGUGGACGGGUUGGUAUAUAUAU